Molecule: messenger RNA, 1575 nt
Organism: Achroia grisella
Lineage: Eukaryota; Metazoa; Arthropoda; Insecta; Lepidoptera; Pyralidae
Exons: 4
Coding region: 485-1480 (331 amino acids)
Source: RefSeq, a predicted model, not a curated record
UAUUGACAGUUGUAUCUACUUGUUUAUUAUCUUAAAGUUUUGUUUAUAAUUUAAAAUAAUUCAAAUUUUAAAUCGCAAUAAUCAAUAAUUAGUAAUUAUUACUGGUUCCUAAAUCGUUAGUGGUCACAAUUGAUUGAUUAAGCAAUGACAAGCAUGAACUUUAUCGUAUCAUAUUAUUAUAGUUAACGCCUAUUUUUAAAACUGCCUUCGCCAAGUUGGAUUCAGCAUCUCUGUUUUCAGUUUUCACAACGAACAAAUCCAGGAGCAAAGUUGCACUGAGGUACAGAGCAACAAUGAUGCGCGCGAAGGGUUAAGUGUUUUACGAAAAUAAAGGCUACAGAACCGGCACAAUGACUCAGAUGGAAUUCAGUGGUGGCCGAGCUUCGUCGGAAUCAGAAAUACAAUCCUAAUUAUAAUCGCACGCAUCCGUCGGGCUCUUCAAUCGGUUGCUAACGUCCAUCCCUGGCGAUACAAUACUUCAGUGAUGUCUCUUCUUAAGUUACCCGUCAACAAGAUGGCCGACAAUAUACCAGCUAUAUCGUACAAGACAUUGGAUGAGAAGGACUUGAGAUUAGUUCACCUAAUACGAGAAUCAAAAAUGCUAAACAAGGAUAUAGACACACCCAAAGUAAAGUACUGGAAUUGUUUUGGAAAUUUACUGAGAUUAAGUCCUGGUGAGUGCAGAAGGCGUUGGAAUUCAAUAUUAAUGUCUUAUUUAAAUUUAAAAGAGGCUAUUUCUCAAGGAGCGAAGAUCAACUCACCUCUUUUAAAUGGACUUCUAGAUUUUUUGGAUGAAUCAAAAUUAUAUAGUUAUAAAGAUUAUCAAAUUGAUCUUGCUACCAUGUUUAAAAACCAACAACAGGUAACUAAUUAUACGGUAACAUUGGAAAUGAUUGAGGAUAUAUUGAAAGAUAGAAAUGAUUGUAAUUCUUAUAUAGACCCAGACGACGUCGAAGUAAACAAAAUGUUACAUAUGGUAAACAAUAGAUUGAGGGAAGUGUUGUAUUUUUCUGAACAUUCAACAACUACGAAAGCCAUGACAGAAAACGUAAAACAAAUACAACCGAGUACAAUGUUAAAAAAUGAUGACCUAGUAAUGUGCACAGAACUGACUAAUACUGAUAAUGAUAGCAGCGCGUUGUUGAAUAAUGACACCAAUAAUUGGACAAUAUUUAUGAACUCUACAGAUCAAACAGACACACGUGAAUUAUUGAGCUGUUCCAAAAUUGAAGCGUCGCAUGCAGUAUGCGUUAAAAGCACAAUGUCAGCAAACAAUAUGAGAUCCAUACCGACCUAUAAAGUUGAUAAAAAAGAAGGAAGUCAAGACUCACGACUACUAGUUCAUAAUUGCAAUAAUAGAAAUACUAAAGAUUUUUUUAAAGAAUUGGGGGACUACGUUUAUAGGAAUAUUUCUGAGAAGAAACAAAUGGAAUUACGUUUGAAAAUUUGUUCCUUGGUAUCUGCAGAGUUGAAUUUAUAGAUUUAUUAUAGUCACAGUUACUUAUUAGUGAGCUUAUAAUUGAUGUAAUGUUAUUUUCUGCUUAUUUUAGUAUUAAGAUGAGAUUUUUUCUACAU